This is a messenger RNA of Colletes gigas, 1249 nucleotides long. RefSeq names its product muscle-specific protein 20. Gene Ontology annotation, molecular function: actin binding. The record is from RefSeq and is a predicted model, not a curated record. Gene Ontology annotation, biological process: actomyosin structure organization. The coding region runs from base 151 to 660 and encodes 169 amino acids. The transcript has 4 exons. Lineage: Eukaryota; Metazoa; Arthropoda; Insecta; Hymenoptera; Colletidae.
CGGAAAGGAUACGCGGAGGGGAGACCGGCAUAUAGCGUCGCGACGCACCGCGUCCGGACUUAGUCUCUAGUCCAGCGUCACCGUUCAAAAGUCGGAAGUCCUGCAGUGAUCGAGUAAACGGCGAUCGACGAAAGGGAAAAGGGGAAAACCAUGCCGGCUCGCAACAAGGAACAAGAAACAGAGGUGUUGGCCUGGAUCGAGGCUGUUUUGGGCGAGAAGCUCCCGCCUGGAAACUACGAGGACAUACUGAAAGAUGGCGUCGUUUUGUGUAAGCUCAUCAACAAAUUGGCGCCAGGGUCGGUAAAAAAGAUCCAGGCGAAAGGAACCAAUUUCCAGCUCAUGGAAAAUGUUCAGAGAUUUCAAGCCGCCAUUAAGGAAUAUGGUGUCCCACAAGAAGAGAUCUUCCAGACGGCCGAUCUCUUCGAAAGACGCAACAUCCCACAAGUUACGCUUUGCCUGUACGCGCUUGGUAGGAUCACGCAGAAACACCCCGAGUACCAAGGACCAAGGCUAGGGCCGAAAAUGGCCGACGAAAACAAAAGAACGUUCACGGAGGAACAGCUACGGGCCAGCGAGGGACAGGUAAAUUUACAAAUGGGAUACAACAAAGGUGCCAGCCAAUCUGGUCACGGAGGAUUCGGCAACACUCGACAUAUGUAAACGUGAUCUUUCCGAUCGAUAUAUAGGUGUAGAGUGCUACAAAUGAAAAAUACCACCGAUUUGAGAUGUUCUCGUACGAGUCCGCGAUUAUCUCGACGGACAUUUUAGAAAUACGUAAUCUCGGAAACGUUGAGGAAAAUAAACACACCCAAUUUUGUUAAUCAAAGUACGUUGCGGGAAUUGUAUUAUGUUAUAGUAUUCUUUGUGUACGUAAAUACGAUGUAUCAUAAAAAUAAGCGAUAUUAAUUGAUCAAUGCAAUCUCACGACGUACCUUUACACAUUACACAUUAUACAAUACUUGCUGAACAGUGUAUACACACAUGUACACGCACAUACGCACACAUUUACACAAAUACACAUACACAGCCACUUAAACCCUUUUUUGAUUAAAAAUAUAAACGGUAAUAUCAACGUAAAAUUAAAAAAAAAAGGAUCAAACAAGACUUUGAGUCUUUCAUCUAUUUUGUCAAUUCGAAUCGAUAAUAUAUAUUUAUAUAUUUAAUAUAUACAACCAAUUGUCCAGUCGUAAUUUGCUAAUAAUAUAUGUAAACGAAACAAAUAAAGAAGCAGUGUUGCUAUUUUUUAUUA